Molecule: messenger RNA, 6405 nt
Organism: Cyanistes caeruleus (blue tit)
Lineage: Eukaryota; Metazoa; Chordata; Aves; Passeriformes; Paridae
Source: RefSeq, a predicted model, not a curated record
UUUUUUUUUUUUUUUUCUUUUACAAGAAGAAAAGAAAACCUUACCAAGAUUCUCAGAUGGCUUAGACAAAUUAAUAAUAAUCUGUGAAAAUACGAAGUCGACCGGUUCUUGAUUUCCCCCCUUCCCUCCCCUCCAGCUCCCCAGCCCACUGCUGAGAUUGAGCUAAAAGGACCUGUUUCCUGGAGGACGAGGAGAACAGACACGUUUCUGGUGGUGUAGAAGGGACCGAUGGCAAUGCUUCAGAAUGUAGCGGAGACGCAGGAGAGAGAUUCAACCUGUUAACAAAAAAAAUUAAGCAGGGGGAAAAUAUCAACGGGAAGGAAAGAUAUAUAUUUACAUAUAUAUGUACACGUAUAUAUAUACAAUUUAGAAGUAUUCCCCAGGUGGCCACAAAGCAUGGGCUGUGUUCCAAGCACCAACCUCUCUGACAGCAGAGUGAUCUGUCACAGUAGCAAUGAGUCUGAGGAGUACAAUUUCCCUCACCAGACCAACACAACCAUGUCUCAACAGCAGCAAGGCAACCCCGUCCCAGGAUUAUUCAUUAAAUGCUACAACACAUCCACUUAUGAGGCGAGGACUAAUUCCUCUAAGAAAGACAAGAGGGAGAACAGCCAGAGCAUGGAGGCAGAGGCCCAGACCGGCAGACCCAAUGUUAAGGCACCAGUAACAGAUGUGCAGUUUGGCCCUAUGAGACUUCAUCAAGAUCAACUUCAGGUACUUUUAGUGUUUGCUGAGGAAGACGAGCAGAGUAACGGGUUCCGCUGGGCGUGUGACAAGGCUGGAUUUCGAUGUAAUAUUGCCAGGACACCUCAGUCUGCACUAGAAUGUUUUCUAGAUAAGCACCAUGACAUUAUCAUUAUUGACCAUAGACAUUCCAGAUACUUCGAUGCAGAAGCAUUAUGCAGGUCUAUCAGAACAACAAAAGCCUCAGAAAAUACAGUCAUUAUUUGUGUAGUACAAAGGCACACUGAUCGUGAAGAGUCAUCAAUAUUGCCCCUGAUCUCUGCUGGCUUCACAAGGAGAUAUGUAGAAAAUUCUAGUAGAAUGGCCUGUUACAAUGAAUUGAUUCAGCUGGAAUUUGGACAGGUGCAGGCACAAUUCAAACUAAGGGCAUGUAAUUCAUUAUUUACAGCAUUAGAGAAAAGUCAAGAAGCCAUUGAGAUCACAAGUGAAGACCAUGUAAUACAGUACGUCAAUCCUGCUUUUGAAACAAUGAUGGGCUAUCAAAUAGGUGAACUAAUAGAAAAGGAACUAACAGAAGUGCCUAUAAAUGAAAAAAAAGCUGAUUUCUUAGAUACUAUUAAUUCCUGCAUAAAGAUAGGAAAGGAAUGGCAAGGAAUGUACUAUGCGAAAAAGAAAAAUGGAGAUAGCAUACAACAAAAUGUGAAGAUACUACCUGUCAUUGGACAGGGAGGAAAGAUUAGACACUAUGUGUCAAUUAGUAGACUGUGCAAUGACAACAAUAAGGUGGAGAAGACAUGUGAAUGUAUUCAGGCUGAAUCUCAGACAGAUACUCAGACUUGCAGACACAAAGACAUGAGGAAAGGAUCUCUGGAUGUCAGAUCCACAACAUCACGUGGGAGUGAUGGCAGCUCCCAGCGGCGCCGCUCCUCCAUGGCCAGGGUCCAUUCCAUGACUAUCGAGGCUCCCAUCACCAAGGUAAUAAAUAUCAUCAAUGCUGCACAAGAGAGCAGUCCCAUGCCAGUUGCAGAAGCUUUAGACCGGGCUUUGGAGAUUUUAAGAACCACUGAAUUGUACUCUCCACAACUGGGGACAAAAGAUGAGGAUCCACAUACAAGUGACCUUGUUGGAGGGUUAAUGACAGAUGGUUUACGAAGAUUAUCAGGGAACGAGUACAUAUUGUCAGCAAAACAAACUCAUCAGGUUGCUGGCAGUCUGAGCUCUCCAAUCUCCCUCAAUGACAUACCCCCACGGAUAACACAGGCCAUGGAAAAUGAGGAACAGUGGGAUUUUGAUAUCUUUGAACUUGAGGCUGCCACCCAUAAAAGGCCUUUGGUUUAUCUGGGUCUCAAAAUAUUUGCUCGCUUUGGAAUCUGUGAAUUCCUAAACUGUUCAGAAUCCACCCUGAGGUCAUGGUUACAAGUUAUUGAGGCUAACUACCAUUCCUCCAACUCCUACCAUAAUUCUACCCAUUCAGCAGAUGUAUUACAUGCUACUGCUUACUUCUUGUCUAAAGAAAGAGUAAAGCAAACUCUGGAUCCGAUUGAUGAGGUUGCUGCGCUCAUUGCUGCCACAGUCCACGAUGUGGAUCACCCAGGAAGAACAAAUUCUUUCCUGUGCAAUGCUGGCAGCGAGCUCGCGAUUCUCUACAACGACACGGCCGUGCUGGAGAGCCAUCAUGCUGCCCUGGCUUUCCAGCUCACCACCAGGGAUGGCAAAUGCAAUAUAUUUAAAAACAUGGAGAGGAAUGAGUAUCGAACCCUUCGCCAAGUCAUUAUUGACAUGGUCUUAGCAACAGAAAUGACAAAGCACUUUGAGCACGUCAACAAGUUUGUCAACAGCAUUAAUAAACCUUUGGCAGCGCUAGAAGAAAACGGGAAUAAUGGUGAUGGAGAAUCAAUCAAGACCGUUCUCAGGUCUCCUGAAAACCGUAUCCUUAUCAAACGCAUGUUGAUAAAGUGUGCUGACAUUUCCAAUCCAUGCAGACCCAGAGAACAGUGUAUAGAAUGGGCUGGACGCAUCUCUGAGGAGUACUUUGCACAGACUGAUGAAGAAAGGAGGCAAGGUUUACCUGUUGUGAUGCCAGUUUUUGACAGAAAUACUUGCAGCAUCCCCAAAUCCCAAUUAUCAUUCAUUGAUUACUUCAUUAUUGAUAUGUUUGAUGCCUGGGAUGCAUUUGCAGAUCUGCCAAAUCUGAUGGAGCAUCUGAAUAAUAACAUUAAAUACUGGAAAGGACUGGAUGGAAGGAACCUGCGAGUCCUUCGGCCACCACCAGAAUAGCAGUUAGACCAUGGUGUGUCAUUCACUAGCCAGAUGCAUAUUUAUUCAAGCUCACUUCUAUCUGUGUGAAUUCAGAUUUGUUUUGGCCUCUUCAGUAUUACAGUAAAGCUAGCCCAUGCACUUGGGGAACUUUCACAUUCAAGAGAACAUGAGGUCAGCAGUUGACUUCCACAAAGUACCAUGUGUGGACUCGGAUGAAAUAAGCCCACCAAGUGGAAUUACACUGGAUUUCUGCAGUACUUGUACUGAAGAGGGUUUAUUAUGAUCAUACUUCUGCGAUAUCUUCAUACCAGCACGUGAAGCUGGAAGACCUUGGAGAGAAUCCUCAUAAAAAGGACAUUCACUAGAAGUUUAUCUAUUAAUAGAGACUCACAGCUUUUAUGAGAAAGCUACAUGCUUUUUAUAAGCACUUAAGACAGUUAUGUAGAACAAUCAGACAUUUAAAAUGAAUGAAACUGUCUAUGAAAGAAUUUUUGAUCUAUGGAAAAUAGAUGUACUGUAUUUUUUCACAUCACAGAAGGUGCAAUCAUUCACUUCUGAGCACUACUGAAAGUGAGUUCUCCUUAAGAAAUUUAGUAGCAAAUGUAAAAAAUAACACAAGAAUUUUUGAGGUUGAUAGUUAGCAUCUAUGAUUAAAAUGUUAUGUUUUAUUUAUUUUGUUAGAUGUUCAAUAUUUUCUAUGAAUUUAUAAAUACUUAAAAGCCAAAGCCAACUUUAGAUGCAUUAUAAAUUUACAUGAUUCAUACUCAUUAAUAUACAUUUAAUUGAUGUACAGACCUUUUAUUUUCAUAAUGCAAAUACAAAAUACUAUACAAUGAUACAUUUUUAUUGCACUGUAAGGAUAGAUGUGUAUGUUUAAAUAUUGUCUGAUUUAUGUUAAUUAAAGUAAGUUUUAUUAAAAAGGUCUCACUUGAGAAUAGUAGAAUAAACAAGAACUGUAUACUGUCUGAGCACCAGAACUGCAGUAGUUCUCCCACAAACCAGUGAGGACCACCUGAUCUUCUCUUGGCUGAAAAAUAAUAAUGUGUUGGAACUCUUUCUUUUCUCCCAUGACAUUUUAUGACUGAAUUCCCUGUUAAAGUCUGCCUUAUUUUAUAUAGUAUUUCUACAAAGCAUUCCACAGCAUAUAUGAAGAGGUGAUACUAAGCAUCUAAUGAAUUUCAACAUUUUAUAGCCAAUGUAUUUUCCUCUGCCAUAAAAGGAAAAGAACAUAAAGCCACCAACAAAAACCUUUAACUCAAGAAGUUUGUAAAGGCUGUGUACCUUCACAAUUUGAAUGAAACCUUCAUAGCAACUACCAGAAAAUAAUAAAAUGUAUAUUUUAAGAAGUGUCAUGUCCUACACAUUUCAUUUGAAAAGUAUGUGCACUUUGUAGUUUGUAGACUAACAAACACAGGAAAUUCUUAACUAAGAUACUUUUUGUCUGGGGAAGGGAAAAGUUGAGGGGGUUGAACUGGCAUGAGGGUGAUGAAAGGUGUUAUGUAGCUGGCAAGCCCCUGUGUUUGUGGCCUGCCCUUGGCAAGCCCAUCAGACCCUCGUGUGCCCUUGGACAAGUCUCUUCACAGCUACACGCCGUGUCAGGCUGUGUUCCACUGAAGGACUCGAGGAGUGUCCUGUCAGCCUUCCCAGUCGACAGAAAGGCAUCCAGAGGCACUGAAAGAGUUGCUGACUGUCAUUACUGCAGAGGCAAUGGACUUUAGAGACAUUUUGAAUCAUUCCUGAAGAAGCAGAUGCUGGGGAGAGGUGGAUGAUGGAGCAGUUCAUGGACUGCAGCAGUGUCAGCCUUAAGGCUCCAGUAGAGGAAAACUGCAUCACAUCAUCAGUAUGUCCUCCACUUGUCUGCUGCAAUGAGGAUGGGAGAGAAAGGAGAUACUGCUCAGAGCUCCUGAGAUGCCAGAGUUUCAUCCUCCCACCUGUGUGCCGAGCUUGGUGAGACGCCCAGGAGAGCCGAAUGCCAUCGGCGGGCACUGUCCCAGCACCGUCCCCACGCUGGGUGGUGCCGGCUGUGCCAGACUCUGCUUACCUCUGCAGGAUCAAGCCCAUAUUAGGGGAAGGAAUGGAGAUGGACAAGCACAGCAGGUGUUGCACAGGACUGGCGGCUGCUGGAGGCAACAAUUCAGCCGUGUGUGGAUGGAGCCAUCACUGGGGAAGCCGUUCCACGGCCCAGCCGAGGGCAGGCCCUUUGUUCCCGGCUCCAGCACUGGGUGAGGAGGGACACUGGACAUGCCUUCGAUUACGGUAACAGAGGAUGGAUUUUGCUGUGUGCCAGUAAAUUCCCAUAAGGAAAAGGAACAGGAAGAAAAAGACCCAGCAGAUAGUUCUGUCAAUGCUAUAGCUAUCCUGUGCCAUGCCUGGUGAUGACCAUGGGGUCAUUCUCCUGAGCAGACUGCUCUAUACUCAGCCACCUGGCCAGCAUUCUCCAGUAGAUUCACCAAGCAUAACAACAGAGCUGUUUGGUACCUGCGGAGUUCCACUGCAAGGGUGUCUGAGCACCUCGCUUUUGACUCAGAAAAUCUGCCCUUGCACGGUCCAGCAAGAGAGUUCUGAAGUCCUGGGGACUUGCCAGUUCAGUUCACUGGUUGGAAAGUAUUUUUCCAGGUUACAGCUAUGGUUUAAACACUUGAGGUGAAAGCUGGUGGUGGGGUGUGGAAUCAUGGGUUCACCAGCAGCCUUUGUGCAUUAGAGGCUCUCUUGGGAGGUUGAGAUGUCCUCAUACCUCUGCUCUGAUACCUGUGUGUUACACUCUUUCAGGUAUCUACUUGGAAAUAAGAGUAGGGCUCUCAGUUUUUGGCUGAUAGGGAUAAAACAUGUUCCAGUGGGUAUAAGUUGGAGCCAAAGACAAGGAGUAUAUUUUUAAGCAAAGAAUGGUGCUUUCUCACCACUUCAAUCCCCAGCACAGGAGCUGUACCCUAGAACUGCUGUUCCCUGGGAUGGCCAUGCCAGCAUCAGCGGGGCACACAUGCCCACAAGCUGUUCUGCUCACUGGCAGAUAAAGCAACUUAAAGUCUCUGGCCUGCUUACAGCAGGUCUUACAAAGUAUCCAAAACAACUUUUUCUGCCCUGAAAAUAUCUUAAUUCCUGGUAGGUUAAGAAAUGACCCUGUGCUGGUAUAGCUCAGUGUUGCUAAAUGCAUCCUCUGAGGCUUUUGAAACAGAUACCCAAGAGCAGAUGGUACUAAUCACUGCUGUAGUGGCAUACUCAGCUCCUGUUUCUGUGGUUUCUAAAGGCCUGUUUUGGCAAGACUUUUUUUUAAGCUAUUUGGGAAAAAUAGAAGCUUUUGACACACAGUUCUAUGUAAAAUCUCUUUGGUUUUGCCAAUGGCGUUUAUUUAUAGAGACCCUGCAUAUUGUAGAGGCCACUGCUUGUUCCUGGUGAUUCCCUAGAAUGGAAACUUGAACCAAUGAUUUUUGUAAUGAAUAUGCAAUAAAUCUGUGGAAAAGCUUC